ACUUGCGAGUGGGAAAAUUGCGUCGUGAAGCAAAAGCCCUUUCACAAGCAUCAUCAAGUCAUUCGCCAUAUGCGCACCCAUACUGGUGAAAAGCCUUUCGUGUGCAAUGUUGAUGGCUGUGGAAAGAAGUUUGCACGAUCGGACUCGCUUUUGGAGCAUUCUCGUAAGCACAAUGGUACACCUGCGGAU
This is a messenger RNA of Lobosporangium transversale, 189 nucleotides long. RefSeq lists its product as hypothetical. NCBI's taxonomy places the organism in Eukaryota, Fungi, Mortierellomycota, Mortierellomycetes, Mortierellales, Mortierellaceae. Gene Ontology annotation, cellular component: nucleus. The annotation marks the transcript as partial. Gene Ontology annotation, biological process: regulation of transcription by RNA polymerase II. The record is from RefSeq and is a predicted model, not a curated record. The transcript has a single exon. Gene Ontology annotation, molecular function: RNA polymerase II cis-regulatory region sequence-specific DNA binding; DNA-binding transcription factor activity, RNA polymerase II-specific.